AUGGUUUUAACUGAAGGUUAUUUAACAAGAUUAUAUAAAAGUCUCUAUAUUAAUGAAAAGGGAAUAAAUGUAAGGAAAGGUAGCAGAAGUAAAAAAUUAUCGUUAAAAAAUGAAACGUCAUCGGAAAGUAGUUACGAUUUAAAAAGUGAUUCAGUAGAUAAUAGUAUGAGUGAAUAUCAAUUUGAAGUUUUUACAUCAUUAAAUGAUAAAAUUAGAACUCCAAAAAAAAAAAAGAUAAAUAAAUGUGUAAAUACAUCUUCUCUAAAACAUGAACACAAUAAUUUUUAUGCAACAAUUACAAUAAAGUGCAAAGAAUGCGAUGAACAAUUUACUAGAGAUUUUGAAUUUUAA
Plasmodium gallinaceum is the source of this 351-nucleotide messenger RNA. RefSeq names its product trophozoite stage antigen, putative. Bases 1 to 351 code for a protein of 116 amino acids. The transcript has a single exon. Lineage: Eukaryota; Apicomplexa; Aconoidasida; Haemosporida; Plasmodiidae. The record is from RefSeq and is a predicted model, not a curated record.